UGUGGGGAUGAUGAAUAUAUAAUGAUGAAGAAAAAGAAUAAAGGUCGGAGUGGGAACAGACGGUUAAUGGUUCUGAAACAGUGGGAUGAAAAAAAAAAAAAUAUAUAUAUAUAUAUAUAUAAUAAUAAUAAUAAAAAGAAUGGGACAAAGUGGGAGUGUGUGGAGAAUUAUUAUUUUAGAGGAUGGGGUAUGGCAGCAUGAUGAUUAUGUCUUUGUUUUGGGGGUGUGAAUGUAUGGUGUGUGGGUUGGUGCCGAGAGUGAGAAAGCUGGUUUGGUGAGGAAAGGAAAAGGAAGUGGAGUGUCAGAUCCACUCACACUUGUUUUUGUGUUUUUGCUUUUAAACAAACAUGGCUCUCAUAGAGAGAGAGAAAGAACAAACAUGGCUCUCAAAUAUGGGUAGUAUUUGUAUCCCGGUAUUUGAUAUGAAAGAAGAUUCUGUAGGAAAAUCAGAGAAAAUAGUAGAAGCAUGCAGGGAGUGGGGAUGUUGCAGGAUCAUCAACCACGGCGUCCCACCGGAGUUGAUGGCGGAGAUGAAAGCGGCGACGCAGUCUCUGAUGGAGCUCCCGGUGGAGAGCAAACGGCGGUGAUGAUGAGGACGAUACUGAACCGGAACAUGAUGAGGGUACUGAACCGGCACCGCAAUCGGGACAUGGAAAGCAGGGUUGGGACCAAGUCACCUCGGUGGCCCGAGGCGAAGAAGAAGAGGAGGAAGAAGAUGAGUUGCUGCGAGGGACGAACUCGGGUGCAGCGGCGGCACCAUCGACGUGGCAAAGGUGGCGUUGCAUGUCUGAAUAUGUGUGUGAUGUCCCUCUGUUGAGUGGUGUGUGUUCUUUGGUCUCUAGAGAGAGAGAGAGAUGGCUAGAGAGAGGAAGAUGAAGUUACAGUCUGGGUAUGUGUAGAGGUCCGGCGGGCGGCCAAGGCGAGGCUACCGCCCGCCGGUGAAACAGAAUGACUAGGUUCUUAACCUAGCUCUGAUACCAUGUAAAAUGUAUGUAUUAUUGAUUGAUGUGUAUAUAUUACAAGAUUGAUGUGUAUAUUGAUAUACUUGUUAUGUUUACAAUGAUCAAAUAUAUAGAAGAGAAGAAGGUAGUAGGUGAAGUGGUAGGGGAUGAAGUGGAGGUGGUAGUGGUAGGUUAGGUGAGGAGGUGAGUGUGUGUGGUAAGUGGUAGUAGUGGGUUAGGUUUAGUGGGUUUAACAAUUAUAAUUUCAGGAUGGAUACUUGUGGAUAUCCACAAGCAAUUCUGUACAAUAUUACUGCUGAGACGUACAGGACUGGACCAUGGAAUGGUGUCCAGUUUAGUGGGGCUUUGAACUUGAAAAAAAACAGUAUCUAUAAUUUCAAUUUUACUUUUGACGAGCAGGAGGUGUCUGGUGGUUACGAGCUUGUCAACAGCGCAGUUAUUUCAAGGUUAGUGUUGAGUCAGGAUGGUGUUAUGAGGCGCUGGACAUGGAUUGAUCGAACACAAGAUUGGAACCUUUACAACACUGCACCAGCUGAUAGCUGUGACAAUUAUGCAGCGUGCGGUGCUUAUGGUAGCUGCAACAUUACUAAUUCCCCAGUAUGUGGGUGUUUGAACAAAUUUGUCCCAAGAUACCAGAAGGAUUGGGAUAGGGGAGACUGGUCAAAUGGAUGCAUGAGGAGGACACCCUUUGUUUGUCACCAUGGAGAUGGAUUCCUAAAGUAUUCCAGGGUCAAAUUGCCAGACACACAAAAUUCAUGGUUCAACGUGAGCAUGACCCUUGAGGAAUGUGGGGCACUGUGCUUGGAAAACUGCUCUUGUAUGGCAUAUGCAAAUUUAGACAUACGAGAAGGAGGAACUGGUUGCUUGCUUUGGUCUGGCCACCUGAUUGAUAUCAGAGAGUUCAGUGAAGGCGGGGAAGAUCUCUAUGUGAGGAUGGCAUCCUCUGAGUUAG
Camellia sinensis is the source of this 1914-nucleotide messenger RNA. The record is from RefSeq and is a predicted model, not a curated record. NCBI's taxonomy places the organism in Eukaryota, Viridiplantae, Streptophyta, Magnoliopsida, Ericales, Theaceae.